AUGGCGCUUACCAACCAACAACUCCUCGACCUGCACACCAAAGCCGGUCACCUCCUCAAACACAAGCUAUCCAAGCUCAAGAUCCCCGGCCGCGUGUUCCCCUCAGGCCGUCUCCCCACCCUCCGCGACAGCUACGAGAACCCGGAAAGUCUACAUGUCCCUACCAUCCCUCCAAACCUGCAGCUCGACUUCGUGUUUGCCAACUACAACGACUUCGCCGCCGCCAACUUCCUCGCGCGAAAGAACGACCAAGACAUCAAAGUCUGCAUGGCAACAUGGCACUGGCAGAUCAGCGAGACACAGUCGUUCUCAAGUUGGCACAAGGAGAUUCGUUUCAACGUCCUCCUAGCCCAUGUAGUCCUCAACACGCCUAAUGCGCGCAAGUUUCUCGCGGAGAAACUCGUUGUAUUCCUCGAACAGUUCGUCGGCGCAUGGCUGGAAACGGCGAUGCACAUCGAGUACGAUGGGAAGGAGAGACGCGACUACUGGAUCGCUCGACUUUGGCGCACAAGCCAGUAUGAUCUGGUACAUUGGGGCAAGCAGGCUAGGGGCCGAAUGGGUGAGGCGGUGAAAGGGCUCGAAGAAUGCGUUCCACCGCAGAAAUACGCCACGGACGACUUUUGGAGCGUAGCCCGGCAGAUGCCAGCGGAUGAGUACCAGAAACAUGGAUCUGCUUGGGCUAUGCAGUUCAUCAUCUACAAGGAGAAGAAAGAGAAGGUUGUGGCGAAAGAGCUUCAGACCGAGCACACGCAAGACCAAUUCUCAAAGGGAAAUUUCAUGGGCUUUAGUAGUCUUUCCGUGGACGAUUCGGUACCAGAGUACCUCUCGGAAGACCUGUUUAAUCAGCUAUUGGUGAAAGCCCUUUUAGUAGAUGUGCGCAAGCUCUUGUAUUAA
Molecule: messenger RNA, 894 nt
Organism: Alternaria hordeiaustralica
Lineage: Eukaryota; Fungi; Ascomycota; Dothideomycetes; Pleosporales; Pleosporaceae
Exons: 1
Coding region: 1-894 (297 amino acids)
Source: RefSeq, a predicted model, not a curated record